AUGAGGUUUCUGAUUGUUCUGUUUUUUAUUGUACUAGUUGUGGUGGCUCAAAGCCCUAAGUAAGUCAAGAUUUCAAUUACCUUGACAAAAGUUUGAAUUAUAUAAUACAUUUGAAUUUAGAGGAUAAUUAAAAUGUCACAGUAAUUUUCAGCUUUAUAUUACUUUAUGUUUAGCUUUUAAGUGUUUAAUCAUACUGUAGCGGGCAUUUUAGUCCCUCCUGCUACCCCGUUCUUUUCUAAAGCAGCCUCAAAUAGUACAGAGCCGAACUUCUCAUAUUAUACUUUAUUGAGGAGACCAGUAGGGAGAGCGUCCUGCUCCCUACGCCUACAAUAAAUGCAACUGACUUCAUACGGCGAUCUCGGGUCAUUCGUAUGUUUCGAGCAAGCUAAUUUAUUGCUUGCCCGAUCUCAGAAAAGACUCGAGAUCGGCCCGUAACAAUACUUAUGUGUAUGCAAAAUUUAUAUACUUUUUUUAUACAUACAUACUUGCAAGUACAAAUAAUAUAGUACAAUUACAGGAAAGAAUGUACUGACGGUAUGGAAAAAGCUGCCACAGCUCUCGCAUUAGUUGUUAAAAAGGACAAAAUGCGACACCAAAUUGUAGAUAAGGUUUGGGAAUUAGUAAAAAACGAAGUAAGUACAUGUAUUGUACUAUUAUACACAUGUAUAUGUUAAACUAGUGAAUGGUAAAAUAACAGCUUUACUUUUAUAGAAAGUAUUUUUUUAAAUACAGUAUUAUUUUACAUUUCCAGUGUGAAGCAAAGCACGUUUGUGACCAACCAUGUUCCCAAGGCAUCUUCGCAUGUCUGGACAAGCAAUAUGAUUCUACUGAAGUAGUUGUGUCGCCCGAAAACUGUUGUGGAGGUUGUCCAGGACAAAAAUAA
This is a messenger RNA of Bursaphelenchus okinawaensis, 883 nucleotides long. The record is from the annotation of a GenBank genome assembly. Lineage: Eukaryota; Metazoa; Nematoda; Chromadorea; Rhabditida; Aphelenchoididae.